AUGGAAAUUAAAAAAGCGUUUGGAGUGCGAAAUGUAUUACGGAGGGAAUGGAAUCCUGAAAACCGUAUUGAGAGUUUCAAACUGCAGCUGACAAUUCUGAAGUUUAUGGGAAUGUGGCCGCCGGAACGUGGUUCGCGCUGGCAAAUAAUUACCUAUAAGGCCUAUGGUUGGUGUAUAAGGAUAAUUUUUCUUUACCUUUUCGUGUUAUCUCAAAUACUGUUCAUAUAUGAUGAAGUUGAUGACUUGCUGGGAGUUGCUCAGGCCAUGUUUCUGUUGAUGACCCAAGUAGCGCUAGUUUUGAAGUUGGCAGUAUUUAACUUGAAAAUAAAUCGCAUUCAAAAGUGUCUGCGAAAAGUUCCUUGUAAACUGUAUGAUCCAAAGAGCAACGCUGAGCGAAGAGUUAUUGCUAAUUGCAUGACAAUAACUUUGGGUCUUGGAGUGUUUUUCAUGACAGUAGCAUAUGGAACGAUCGUCGUAUGGACCAUUACACCGAUUAUGAAGGGGGAUAGAGAGUUACCACUGCCAGCUUGGUUUCCAUUUGAUUACAAAGGCUCAUUGGCAGUUUACGUUAUGCUCUGCUCAUACCAAAUAUUCUCAGUAAUAAUAAGCGCUAGUUACAAUGUCUCAACUGACACAUUCGUGACCGGGUUGAUGGCGCACGUUCACGGGCAAACUGAACGCCUUGGAAUACUAGUGAGUAAGUUAGGAUAUCAGUCAUCUGGUUUUGGCUCCCUAAAUGCCUAUUGCAAAAAUGAGUGUGAUUUAUGCUUAGAUAUAUCACAGAAGAGAAAAGACAUUGUUACUCUGUCAAAGUUACAUGGAAAACUAUAUGGUGAUUUGAUUGAACUCGUUAUAUUUCACAGGGAUCUAUUGAGAUUCCAACAAGAAAUAAUUGAUAUUUUUAGUUUGUCAAUAUUUACUCAAGUGAUUGCUUCAGUUAUUAUAAUUUGCAUGACGGCUUUCCUGAUGGCCGAAGAAACUGAUUUAAUGGGAAUAUUUUCCGCAUUUACCUACCUGCUGACAAUGGUGGGUCAAAUAUUUCUUUACUGUUUAGUUGGAAAUAAAGUUUCUGAUUCGAGUGACAUGUUAACUGAAAGAGCAACGUUCUGUAAUUAUACCAGCUUCAAUCAAGUGACUUCGAAGGCAUUUUUAUUUUUUCUUCUAAGCAUCGAAGGUGUAACGCCCGAUUUUCACUCGAUGAAAGCUCCCGAACGACUGAAGAAGAGUAAAAAUUCCAAACGCACGCACAUGCACAUGAAAUCCUGA
Sabethes cyaneus is the source of this 1266-nucleotide messenger RNA. RefSeq names its product odorant receptor Or1-like. Gene Ontology annotation, cellular component: plasma membrane. Bases 1 to 1266 code for a protein of 421 amino acids. Gene Ontology annotation, molecular function: olfactory receptor activity; odorant binding. Lineage: Eukaryota; Metazoa; Arthropoda; Insecta; Diptera; Culicidae. The record is from RefSeq and is a predicted model, not a curated record. The transcript is spliced from 7 exons. Gene Ontology annotation, biological process: detection of chemical stimulus involved in sensory perception of smell; sensory perception of smell.